Drosophila teissieri is the source of this 755-nucleotide messenger RNA. RefSeq names its product receptor expression-enhancing protein 5 (gene ReepB). The record is from RefSeq and is a predicted model, not a curated record. The transcript is spliced from 4 exons. The coding region runs from base 95 to 640 and encodes 181 amino acids. Lineage: Eukaryota; Metazoa; Arthropoda; Insecta; Diptera; Drosophilidae.
AGGCGCAAACAACUAUCGACUGGCAUCUGGAAAGUCGGCGGCGUCGCAUAUUUUUAAUUGACAACUAGAUAUAUUCAAAUACAAUUUGUGGAAAAUGGCCGCGCAGGUAACUCAGGUGCAGCAGUUCUUGAACGGCUACAAGGAGGACGUGAGCCGAUCACUGCGGGACGCGUCCAAGCCGUGGACCAAACUCUUCAAUACCGUGGAGGAGAAGACCGGCGUGGACAGGGUCAAUAUUUUCGUUGGUGCUGUUGGUCUCUGCGCCUUGUACCUGAUCUUUGGCUGGGGCGCCCAGCUACUGUGCAACAUCAUUGGGGUUCUGUACCCUGCAUACAUUUCCAUCCAUGCUAUCGAGUCCAGCACAAAGCAGGACGACACCAAGUGGCUGAUCUACUGGGUCACGUUUGGCAUCUUCACCGUGAUUGAAUUCUUUUCGAGUCUGCUAACUUCGGUGAUUCCCUUCUACUGGCUGCUGAAGUGUGCUUUCCUCAUCUGGUGCAUGCUGCCCACGGAACAGAAUGGUUCUACCAUCAUCUACCGCAAGCUGGUGCGACCCUACUUCCUGAAACAUCACGAAUCUGUCGACAGGAUCAUUGAUGAUGGCAUUAAGAAGGCCGCUGGUGUGCUGAAGCACGACUAGGACGCGAAUGCUUCGUCGUCCGCCCGCUGCUCGCUUAUCCAUGCAUUUGGUUUAGGGCCUGGAAACCAACCUCACCUCGUAUUGGUUACGUUUUGCAAUAAAUUUUAAUUCUGUA